AUGUCUACCAUAUUCCCAACAUGGCCGCAUGCCCUCUUCGCAGUCAUUGAGCCGAUUUCACUUGUCGCGGGCUACCUGGCCCCAAUAAUAGACCUGCAAGGUUUCAUCGCUGGCCAAACACCGCAUAUCGCGGCUCCCACGUCCAUUCACCCCAGCAGCGUCGCGCUCGCGUACCAGUUGGGAAACCUAUACGGUCUUCUGCUUCUACUGGGAAUUGCUGUUAUUUAUGGCACAUCUGAGCCCAAAGUAUUGCGGAACUACCUGAUCGCACUGGCAAUUGCAGAUCUUGGGCAUAUCUAUGCUACGUAUCUCGCAAUGGGCUGGGAAGCUUUUGUGGAUGUUUCAACCUGGAAUGCUCUUACAUGGGGAAAUAUCGGAGCAUCUGCCUUCCUAUUUGUGAAUAGGAUAGCGUAUUUCUUAGGAUUCUUUGGAUAUGCAAAGGGGCCAAAAGGCGCUGAGAAAAAGGCCUGA
Molecule: messenger RNA, 471 nt
Organism: Paecilomyces variotii
Lineage: Eukaryota; Fungi; Ascomycota; Eurotiomycetes; Eurotiales; Thermoascaceae
Exons: 2
Coding region: 1-471 (156 amino acids)
Source: RefSeq, a predicted model, not a curated record